CACCGGCCCAUUGGGAGAAGCGGUGCAGGGAGGCCAAUCGCCUUGGUAAGAAUAUGCCACUUCCCUGUGUAUUAACGCACUCGCUCUCUCCAUUUAGGAGUGUCACAAGCUGAAGGAAGCUAUGUAUGGCCUGGUUAUCUUCAGCCUCUGUCUGAGUGCAGUGUACAGCCAGUUCCCCAGGGCUUGCACCACACCAGAAGCUUUGAAGGCCAAGAGCUGCUGCCCAGCAUGGGAAGACGGAAGUCCAUGUGGUUCACUCUCAGGCCGUGGCCAAUGUCGUGACUGGGUAGUAUUUACGCCACUGUCAGCUAGACAAGUUCCCCAGCCUUAUAAUGACCGUCUCAAGUGGCCACGAAAUUAUUUUGACAGUACGUGCGAGUGUUUUGGUAACUACAGCAGCUACAAUUGUGGGGAGUGCAAGUUUGGAUACUUUGGAGAAAAAUGUGACCAAACAAAAACUAUAGUUCGCAAAGAGAUCAGAGAAUUGUCACGCAUAGAACAACAACGAUUCUUCAGUUACUUGGCUCUGGCCAAGACAACAAAAAGUGAGGACUUUGUUGUCCUCAGCACAGGAAACAGGCAUUACCGAGACACACAUCGAUUUGUAGAUGCAACUAUUUAUGAUGUUUUUUCUUGGAUACAGUACUAUUCCAUGAAACCAAUCAUGAUAAAACGCUCAAUUAUUGAUCCUAAUAAAAACUGUACCGAUCAAGGUCCAGCUUUGCCAGGCAGGCAACGUUCAGCUCUCUUAUUCUUAGAAAAACAAAUGCAGCUUCUGACUGGUGAUGAAGACUUUGGUCUGCCAUAUCUCGACUUCGAGUGUGGCAGAGAGUCAUUUGGAGCUGAUGAUGUUCAAGUAUACCUGAGUUCUUUUGUUGGCUGGAUGGACUUUUGCGGUAAGAUCGAUAAUCCUGUUCCCUACUGUCCAGAUGCUGGGGAUGACUUUCAGAUGGAGCGAGUGCACCGGAAUCCAGGGGGCAAUCCACAUGACAGUACUGCAAGAAGGAGCAUCCGAAAUAUACUGGAAGAUUUCGUGAGACCAUCGGAUGGGGAGACAUUAGAAAGGAACUUGCCCAACCUUGGAGGAACCACGUCAGAAAUUGUAGUCGGCAGCAAUGAUCCAUUAUUUUUGUUGCACCAUGUCUUCAGUGACAAGAUUUUUGAUGUAUGGCUGAGAAAGUAUAAUGGGAAUUCAAGUAGUUAUCCUAACAAUGAUGAGCUGGGACAAGGACCCAAUGAAUGCUCCACCCCGUCCUUGCCCUGCUAUUUAAACAAAGAUAUGCUUCAAGUAUCUACUAAAUUUGGAUAUAAAUAUUCUGUAUAUCAGGACCUAGAUAUCUAG
This is a messenger RNA of Spea bombifrons (plains spadefoot toad), 1342 nucleotides long. Its product is annotated as tyrosinase-like. Gene Ontology annotation, molecular function: tyrosinase activity. The record is from RefSeq and is a predicted model, not a curated record. Lineage: Eukaryota; Metazoa; Chordata; Amphibia; Anura; Pelobatidae. Gene Ontology annotation, biological process: pigmentation; melanin biosynthetic process. The coding region runs from base 122 to 1342 and encodes 406 amino acids. The transcript is spliced from 4 exons.